AUGGCGGAGGAGGCAGAGGCGCCGGAGCGGGCGGAUGGAUUCGUUUUCAAGCAGCACUCGGUCAAGAUAAGGUAUAAGAGGGACCAGGAGACGCGUAUCGGGUCUCUCAAGCCUCUGGACACGGCCAUCCUGGAGGCAACGCGUCUCGCGCAGGAGCCCGCCCCAAAGCGCGCUCGCGGGCGUAGGGCAUCCGGCGCGCAGGCGGACGAAGGAGCGGAGCUCGUCGGAGUCGAGGAGGCCGUCUGCUUCACGGGAGCGGCCGUGCAGUCCCUCCACUGGCUACCGCACCUCCUUCCCGGCACAGCGCACGCAACCAGUUCGGCCCCGCAGGCCUCCCACGCGCUCCUGGCCGCGUCGCUGUCCUCCGCUCGCGACCUCAGCAUCGUCAUUGGCGACAAGGUCGACGGAGCGGGCGUCAUUCAGCUCUGGACGGUCGCCAGCGCCGCAUCUGUCCCCGCUGGGUUCACAGCGCCCUCCGGCGCGGCCCCCCACGGCGACGCAACGUCCCCGCUGCGCCUCGUCCACUCCAUAAAUCACGCCGACGGGGUCGCGUGGGGCGUGCGGUGGCGUCCAGGGCCGCCAGACGCGCCCCUCGACCUCGCUGCCGCACACAGCAGCCACGCCAUCGCCGUCUACCGGGUCACCGGCGGCGAUCCCCGCGACGGCGCCGCGUGGUCCUCGCGCGUCCUCACGCGCUCGAUGCGCGCCGGGCAGGUCGGCUGCAAGCCCUCCUCCAUCGCGUGGCUGGACCGCGCACCUUACGACGUGUUUGCGGUGGGUGGAUGGGACGGGUCCUUCAUGCUGUUCCGCCUCAGGUGCGCAGCCGCGGGGAGCGCGCCUGAAGACGCGGCGCUCGAGGGGCUGCUGCGCGUGAAGGCGGACAAGCAGGCGAUACGGUCGGUGUGCUGGCUGCCGGACUUGCGGCGUCAGGGGGGGGAGUCAGGGGGCGCGGGCGCCGCGGACGCGACGCCGGGGCUGCCGCGGGGCGCCGUGCUGUCCGUGGCCGGGGACAGCAGCCAGAUGACGCUGUGGGACAUGCAGAACUGCUUUGUGCCGCUGGUGCGUCUGCCGGCGCCGUCGCGGGCCUGGACGCGCGACCACUGCUGGGCGACGCGGCCGUACGUCGCGGCGCUGAUGGCGCAGGACGACGGAAAGGCAGUUGCGGUGAUUAGUAAGUCUUCGGAGGAGGUCUCCAACCCCAAGGACGCACGAAGUCACGUCAUGAUCGACGGCGACACCCUCGGGAGCGCCAACGCCAUCGAUGUCAGCGGCGACGGUCGUACCGUGCUCGUUGCAGGCGAGGACGGCGAGGCGUUUGUAUUCGAGAUUCAGGAUAUUCUGUCGCGCGGCCGGAACAGGUCUAAGAUCACGCCUGUGGCGUGGCAGCGCUGGACGGGCCGCGCGCUGCAGCUCGGGGGGCGGCCGCGGCGGUCCGUGGACGUGCAGGCGAUGCGGUUCCUGCGCGCACCGGCGAGGAAACCUCCGGAGGCGGCGCCGGGCGUUGGCGGCAUGCCAUGGGACUGCGAGGUGGUGCUGUGCGCGAAGUGGGGGCCGGAGGUGGAAGGGCAGGGGACGUGGCUGGCGCUCGCCGGGCGUGCGGGGCUGAUCCGCUUCAUCUUGCACGAGUAG
Messenger RNA from Pedinophyceae sp. YPF-701, 1629 nucleotides. The record is from the annotation of a GenBank genome assembly. NCBI's taxonomy places the organism in Eukaryota, Viridiplantae, Chlorophyta, Pedinophyceae.